AGCAACUGCAUUUCUGAUUCUGCAGUUCAGCCUCAGCAGCACCAGGUAGCCUUUGCUCAAAGGUAGCAGCAGGUAGAUGUCAGUCAAAGUUGAUGGAUGUGCGGAUUGGCUUGUUUCUGCCCCCGGGGCUGCAGGCUCCUCCUCCCUUCCAGAGUCCUGAGCUUGUUGCAGACAGUGUGCGCUCUCAGGUUACGCGUGUGAAGUUGUGGACUGGAGGAUAUCGAAGACACGCAGCCACUUAGAGUAGGAGGAAAGUACAGGCUCUAUUCUGACGUUUCACUCUUUGAAUCUGGGGAAUACAACCACGCAGCGGCUGCAUGGGAAACAGCAAGAAAACGACUUUGUGGCAUUUAACUGGGAGACCAAGCAUACCCAACAGUAUGCGGUGCAGUUAUGGCAGGCAAUGGUAAGACAGUCGUGAGGACGCUGGAGGAUUUAACGCUUGAUUCUGGUUAUGGUGGAGCCGCGGACUCGGUCAGGUCGUCCAGCGUGUCGCUGUGCUGCUCCGACACGCAUCAGUCCAUCGUGCAUGGGGGUAACGGCUGGCAUCUGACAGAGUCCAUGCACAGCAGACAGAACAGUUUGGAGACAGUCAACACCGUCCUGGCGGAGGACACGGACAUACUGGAGUGCUCGGGUCAGUGCGCCAAGCUGCCCGAGCUGGAGGACGUGCCAUGGAGCCUUGGCGAGGUGGAGGGCGCACUGAGGAAAGACGAGGAGCUGAUGGUGGGCGACCCUCCACCCGAGGUGCUGGCGCGGCUCUCCGCUCUCAUCAGCAGCGCUCUGGUGAGGGUGGCCCGGGAGGCGCAGCGGCUCAGCCUGCGCUACGCCAAGUGCACCAAGCACGAGAUCCAGAGCGCCAUCAAGGUGGUCCUCUCAUGGACCAUCUCAGUGAACUGCAUCACGGCGGCCCUCAGCGCCCUGUCCCUCUACAACAUGAGCACCGGGGACAAGUUCAGCCGCGGGAAGUCGGCGCGCUGCGGGAUGGUGUUCUCGGUGGGCAAGUUCUUCAGGUGGAUGGUGGAUAGCCGGGUGGCGCUCAGAAUCCACGAACACGCUGCCAUAUACCUCACCGCCUGCAUGGAGAGUUUGUUCAGAGAGGUGUUCAGCCGCGUGCUGCGCAGCGCGCUCGUGGAGAGGGACAACGGCGUGCCCAAGUUUACGCUGGAGUCUCUGGAGCAAGCCAUCAACAACGACUCUGAGAUCUGGGGGCUGCUGCAGCCAUAUCAGCACCUCAUCUGUGGGAAGAACUCAAGUGGUAAGCUCAGUGCCAACCAGGUGUUAUUUGUUUAA
Molecule: messenger RNA, 1293 nt
Organism: Notothenia coriiceps (black rockcod)
Lineage: Eukaryota; Metazoa; Chordata; Actinopteri; Perciformes; Nototheniidae
Product: ankyrin repeat and BTB/POZ domain-containing protein BTBD11-A-like
Exons: 1
Coding region: 394-1293 (299 amino acids)
Cellular component (GO): nucleosome
Molecular function (GO): protein heterodimerization activity; DNA binding; structural constituent of chromatin
Source: RefSeq, a predicted model, not a curated record